Molecule: messenger RNA, 2393 nt
Organism: Eleginops maclovinus (Patagonian blennie)
Lineage: Eukaryota; Metazoa; Chordata; Actinopteri; Perciformes; Eleginopidae
Gene: slc7a9
Product: solute carrier family 7 member 9
Exons: 13
Coding region: 154-1644 (496 amino acids)
Biological process (GO): amino acid transmembrane transport
Cellular component (GO): membrane
Molecular function (GO): L-amino acid transmembrane transporter activity
Source: RefSeq, a predicted model, not a curated record
CAGGUUUUCAUUUGCAUUUACAUUCCUGCUCUCCUUCAUUAGACUUAGCCCUGUAUCUGUUGUGGGUUUACAGUACUGUACCUGGGCUUGAAACAAUCAAGGUUCAUGUUGCAUCACUGAAGUGGUUUUCUUCAGAGUCAUUAUCAAACUGAAAUGGAUGAAGACAACAUCAGGAAUAGGAAAGAGUCGCAGAAUGUCUCCACUAGCAACAACGUGGACUGUGAGACUAAAGACAAGCCACCUGCAAAGGCUACUGUGCUUCAAAAAGAUGUUGGUCUGUUAAGUGGCAUCUGUCUGAUUGUGGGGACAAUGAUUGGCUCGGGCAUCUUCAUUUCUCCUAAGUCUGUUCUGCUGUACUCUGGAGCUGUGGGCCCAUGCCUGCUCAUCUGGGCGGCCUGUGGCGUGUUAGCCACUCUGGGAGCUCUGUGUUAUGCUGAGCUUGGCACCAUGAUCACCAAAUCGGGGGGGGAGUAUUCGUAUUUUUCAGAGGCUUUUGGCUCCCUCGUAGCCUACCUCUUCUCCUGGACCACUGUUAUGGUGCUGAAGCCCUCCUCCCUCGCCAUCAUCACUCUGAGCUUUGCAGAAUAUGCCUCCACUCCUUUCUACCCCGGCUGUACUCCCCCUGUCAUUGUCACCAAGUGUCUUUCAGCAGCAGCUAUAUUUUUGAUCGUCACCGUCAACUGUUUGAGCGUUAAGCUGGCGAACUACGUGCAGAACUUCUUCACAAUGGCCAAACUUUUCAUCAUUCUUGUCAUAGCGGUAGCUGGCAUGGUUAUGUUGGCACAAGGAAACUCUGAGAAUUUCUCAAAUGCAUUUGAAGGCUCAUCAUCGUCCGUUGGAGCAAUUGGACUGGCAUUUUAUAACGGGCUUUGGGCUUAUGAUGGAUGGAAUCAACUGAAUUUCAUUACAGAAGAACUGAAGAACCCAUUCAGGAACUUGCCAUUGGCUAUCAUCAUUGGGAUCCCUUUGGUAUCUGUGUGCUAUGUGAUGGUCAACAUUGCUUACUUCACUGUUAUGACCCCCACUGAACUGCUGCUGUCCCCAGCUGUUGCCGUGACUUUUGGAGACAGAGUCCUCCACCCUUGGUCUUGGAUCGUUCCUCUCUUUGUUGUCUUCUCUACUUUCGGCUCUGCCAAUGGAAGCUGCUUCACCGCUGGCAGAAUCGCCUAUGUGUCUGGUAGAGAGGGUCACAUGGUGAAAAUCUUAUCCUAUAUAAGCCUGAAGCACUACACUCCAGCUCCUGCUCUCAUAUUCAAUGGUAUUUUGGCUACUAUCUACAUUAUCCCAGCAGACAUCAACACCCUCAUUAACUACUUCAGCUUUGCUCAGUGGGGGUUUUAUGGUCUGACAGCACUGGCUCUCAUAGUCAUGCGUUACACCAGGAAGGAGCUGCACAGACCAGUGAAGGUGCCGAUUUUCCUGGCAGGCAUAAUGGUGCUGGUGUCCUGCUACUUAGUACUGGCUCCCAUCAUUGAUAAGCCAGAGCUGGAGUACCUUUAUUGUACUGUCUUCAUAUUGAGUGGACUUCUCCUCUACUACCCUUUCGUCCAUCGGAAGGUCAACUGGGCACGCAGAAUCAUGAGACCCAUCACUAUGCAUCUCCAGCUGCUGAUGGAAGUAGUUCCUCCGGAGAAAACCUCAUGAGAAGAGACAGAAUUUACAACGAGCUCAACUUCUGCUGUUUGUCAUGAAACAUGUUGGGGCUGGGUUUUUUUUGUUUAGUUUUUAAAGCAGCUACGCACUUUGUGACCAGAGUGGAUCACAGUUAAAAAAUCAUAGCUGACCUCGGUUGUACAAAAGUAACAGGAGAUGUGGGUUGUCCAUGAACCAGCUUACAGGUGUUACAGGAAAUCAUGAGUCAUUUCAUUUCAGGGACAAAUGAAGAGGAUUUACUUUUCUAAAGAUUGUCCUUUAGGAAUACAUACACAUAUAAUUUAGAUGUAUAAGAUAUUUGAAAUAAAAAGUGUGGAGGAGUUUGUGAGUUGUAGAAUUUGACCAUGUUCUUAUGAUGACCCUCCACACAUAAUCAAAUAAAUCACUGACAAAGUCUUUUUAAAAAUAAAUAAAUAACCAGCAUCAAUCCUUUAGUAAGUGUGUAGAACAUUUCUUCAUGUUCAGGUGAUGUGGAAUUUAAUUACCAAAGAUCACUUCAUUCAGAACUACUGGAGGAUUUAGAUAUGCAUGAUCUGCACAUAAAAGGAUGCAGAAUACAACGUGACUACUCCGACGGACAUCUUUUUUAUUUAUAUAGCUCCUGUGGUUGUAAACUGAAACACAAAUAUGGUUUAAAAACUCUCUCACUUUUAUCUUUCACACUGGGAUACACUGGAUGCAUUGUGCUAGCCGUUGUUUAUUAAAUGUAUUAAUGUUGCAUAAACUGGACAUGUAGUCAA